CGACGACAAGUUGUUUUCUUGCUCGUCCAAUUUUCGCCUCCAGAGUCCAGUCCCUGCCUUCGGGAAUUCUCGGAUAAUAUACUUUCUAGAAUUUUCUGUCUUCUUCCCCACUCAAUGAUCUGUUCUAGUACCUUCCAAAUGAAAAAAUCUUAUAAUUUCCCCUUCCAAUUUCCUAAAUAAAAGCCCAUCCUUUCUUCUUCAAUCAUCAAGACAUUUCUCAGCGUCUUGUUGAAAACCAGAUUUCAAUUUCUCAUUAACUAAGCUUCUUUUCUCAUUUCUCAAGUUCUAAACAAUGGCGUACUCGGUUGCUCUUAAAAGGCUUGUCUCUUCAAACCUCAUUCCCUCUUCUCUCCGAUUGAUCCGCCCAGUAGCCACGACCCCAACGGGCUCUCGCCUUUUCAACACCAAUGCUCUCCGCGAGUUCGACAAUGAUGACAACGAGCGUGGUAGUGAAAUUGAUCGCCGUUCGGGUCGCUCUCUGUCCCGCCAUCGAGAUGAUUUCUUCUCAGGUAAUGUGGUGGACCCAUUCUUGCCAAGCAGGAGCCUGAGCCAAGUGCUCAACAUGGUGGACCAAUUCAUGGACAAUCCUUUAUUCUCUUCCUCCAGAGGAAUUGGAUCCGGACUUCGCAGAGGCUUCGACGUUCGUGAGACCGAUAAUGCUCUGAAUCUGCGGAUUGACAUGCCAGGACUAGGCAAAGAAGAUGUGAAGGUCUCCGUGGAACAGAACACUCUAAUCAUCAAAGGCGAGGGAGAGAAGGAAUCAGAUGAGGAAGAGAGCGGCAGGAGGUACACCAGUAGGAUUGAUCUACCGGAGAAAUUGUAUAAGACUGAUGAGAUCAAAGCGGAGAUGAAAAACGGCGUGUUGAAGGUGAUUGUGCCCAAGGUGAAGGAGGACGAGAGGUCUGAUGUGUUCCAUGUUAAGGUUGAGUAGAAAGGAGACUGGUGUUUGAGCUUUCGGUUAAAUGGGUUUUUGUGCAGGGUUAUCUUAGUAGAUUAACUAUUUUGGCAAAUAAAUAGGACUGACCUACUGUGGGUAGUUAAAUAUCUGAAAGUGUUGUUAUUUUGCUAAUGACAAGUUAGAGCCUGAUAUAUAUCUGAAAAUGGAUUUAUGUUUUGCUUUCCACAAGAGGAAAA
Molecule: messenger RNA, 1134 nt
Organism: Jatropha curcas
Lineage: Eukaryota; Viridiplantae; Streptophyta; Magnoliopsida; Malpighiales; Euphorbiaceae
Product: 23.6 kDa heat shock protein, mitochondrial
Source: RefSeq, a predicted model, not a curated record